Molecule: messenger RNA, 525 nt
Organism: Echinostoma caproni
Lineage: Eukaryota; Metazoa; Platyhelminthes; Trematoda; Plagiorchiida; Echinostomatidae
Source: the annotation of a GenBank genome assembly
AUGAUAGUAGUCAGAGCUAAUCGUAAGGACAAGCCGGAUGAUGUUGUGCCUACUCAAUUGAAGACUAAUCAGGCGGAGGGCGAUCACAUGUCCACGCCGAAUAUCCAGGCGUUCUCAUGCACCAUACAAUCCCCGAACUGCAUGGUGAUGGUAGUAAGUGCUUACAGAGCACUACUCUCAGAUAAUGAGGAGGAUGGCCGACUGCGCGACUAUCUGGCCAGGGCAAGCAACCAUGCGGAGUGGUUGGUCAUCAUGGGUGACUUCAACUCUCCGGAGGUAGACUGGGAAAGCCUGUGGGCCCCUCCCUCUGGUUUUGGUAGAAAACUAGUGGACUUGAUCACAGUGCUCCCCAUGGUGCAGCACGUCAGUCAAUACACUAGAUGGCCGGAGGGGCAAAGGCCUAGCACGUCGGACCUAGAAGAGGAGGCCGUCCGCCUUGGUGGGAAAAACGGUAUUCAGGGCACAAGUCAUGAAGCGGAGGACUUGGAACUGUCUCAGGAACAAGGGGCUAUCAUCAGCACCUGA